ACAUGAGGACAAUACAGACAUCAGGUUGGGAGUGUGUGUGACAGGACCAUUACUACCUGUGGAGUGUGGGGGUGGUUGGUAAGAUAUAACACUGAGCGUACCACUCAGUCAGCCUGACGUGACAUGUUGCCGCUGCUGCCACUACUGCUGGUCACGACUGGCUCCAUCUCCGUAGCUCAAGACGUUAAGGACGGCUACAAUAUUUAUAAAGACAUGCAGAGAGGAAAGGUGGAAGAGUUGGAGAGGCUGGUUAGUGAUGUUGACUUCCAGAUAGACCAUGCAGAACAUACCUGGCCAAGCGUUGGGGGAAAGUUUCAUAUGCUCAAUAGUGCCAAGAGGACCAUUAACCAAUUUAAGAAUCAAAUGCUCUCUAAAGAUAAUGAUGAUGGUGAAGACAUUGAGCAAGGCGAUGAAAGUGAAUCGGAUAUGUCUGAUGAAGUUUUAGAUGAAGAUGACGUCACAACUGGAAGAAUUCUUAUCCCGAGAACACAUGUGAUGUGGAAGGGGGAGGAUGCCAAGCUCAAGCGAGGGGCCAUAUUGUGGGGAUUGAGACUGGCUGCGUCACAAUCGGACAACAAUCGUCUCUUCAGGGACCUGAUCUUCCUGUCAAAGACAGGAAAAUAUAUGCCUUUGAGUUUUUAUAAAGGCAUUAAAGAAGAAUUGCUAGCCACUUCUAAAACAGUGUGUGAACAGCUUCACAGAGAUCAUCCUCAGUGCAACUGAGUUGUCUUUGAUGUAAAAAUCUGUCUGAUUAAAACGAAAUUCAAAAUAAGAUA
Homalodisca vitripennis (glassy-winged sharpshooter) is the source of this 776-nucleotide messenger RNA. RefSeq lists its product as uncharacterized. Bases 124 to 723 code for a protein of 199 amino acids. NCBI's taxonomy places the organism in Eukaryota, Metazoa, Arthropoda, Insecta, Hemiptera, Cicadellidae. The record is from RefSeq and is a predicted model, not a curated record. The transcript is spliced from 7 exons.